AUGUGUUUAGAGUGUCCCAGUCGCUGUUCUCUGGGGCGGAGGAUCGUUGGGUCAUCAUCUGCCACUCUCCACCCCCAGUCAGCCGCGUUGGCUUGCCGAUCCGCCCCGGUCUUCCCCCGCCCUGCUCCCGGGCUCGCCGGCUGGUCCGGACUCGGAAACGGCCGGUUCACCGUCGACAGCGGCGGCGGGCCCGACAGCACCACCUCCUACGACCCACUCUCAGACACCAUCGGCCCAAACAGCCUGCCCACACACUUCCACCCCUACCCGCACGGCCCACCCCCCUUCGCCUCCGUGCCCUCCUCCCCCGGCCAUCGGCUCGCGAUCGACUUCCCCUUCACAUCCCUCAGCCCGGCCGCCGCCGCCUCCUCCUCCCGAACAAUCCCCUUCCCCCCAUCGAACCCCUUCCCCAUCCAUCUCCCCAACCCCCCGCCCGACCACUGGCACCCACCCGCCGACAACAGCUCCCAGCCGAUCCGCAAGCUGGCCGAGGAUGCGAUCUACGUCUCCAGCGCCCACCCGAACGACCACCGCCCGGCUGCCGACUGGGGCACCCAUCAUCCCCACUCCGACCGCUCUCUCUGGCUGCUGAGAGACCCGAGCACCACCGUCCUCGACUCCACACACGAAUACCGCCCCGCUCCCAACCUCCCCGCGCACGACCCCCUGGCCGCCCAACUCUGGCAGCUCUACGGCCCCCGGGACGAACGCCCUCCGACGAACGAUGCGCUCGAGACCCUCGUCCGGAGACUCGCCGAGCUCGGCCUGGACGUCAACGAGCUCCGGCAGCGGCUGAAUUCGCAGGAGUGGAAGGACCCCAACCUGGCUACCUACGCCCAAUCCGGGCGCCCAUCCUCAGAGCUUGGUGGGAAAAACAGCCAGAACAGCGAGCCUGCCGACCUCUCCCAAGAAGGCUCCUCCUCCGACAAGGCCUCCCGGAGCAGAAACACCCCUCAGCCCUCCGCCCGUCUCGCCAAGAUCGACGAAAACCUCGCCAAUCCCUCGCUUCGCAGCCCGCUCUUCACCAGAGAGCCCAGCCUCGAGCGCGGGCGCAAGAUCGAGGGCGGCCGCCGCGCCGCGUGCAACCUUGCCGGCCGAUGGCAGGAGGAGUGCACCUCGCUCAACCGCAGCCCUGCGGUCUCUGACAUGGACUGGAAGGCUCGCAGUCGCUCCCGCUCCCGCCCCCACGCGGACUGGCGCCAGGGCUCCCGAUCGAGGUCGCGGCUGCAGGACCUCCGGCCCGACUUCUUGGCCGCGACCCAUCUCCUUGACGCCGACUCGUCCACGUGCGGCCAACGGCUCAAGCCGGGCCCUUUCGAGCCUCCAAGCAGCCUGUUCCCCGAGUCGAGCGACCAGUCCGGCCCCAGCAGUGGGCUCGCCGCCAACGAGGCCUAUCACCACGGCCUCAUCCAGCAACUCAUCGGCUCCUAUCAAGCCCAGCAGUCGGAGGAGAACGGGCUGCAGAGUCUGGCGCAAAAGCAGGCCGACCAUCUCAGCUUCGACGCCCUCGGCCCCCUGGCCUCUUCCUCUGACAGGCCCGGCUUCCUCGUCCGCCCCCGCCCGUUCCCGCCUCUUCCUCACCCGCCCGCCGGGAACGGCGCCGACUCGUGA
Puccinia triticina is the source of this 1611-nucleotide messenger RNA. RefSeq lists its product as uncharacterized. The transcript has 6 exons. NCBI's taxonomy places the organism in Eukaryota, Fungi, Basidiomycota, Pucciniomycetes, Pucciniales, Pucciniaceae. The coding region runs from base 1 to 1611 and encodes 536 amino acids. The record is from RefSeq and is a predicted model, not a curated record.